Messenger RNA from Loxodonta africana (African savanna elephant), 3020 nucleotides. RefSeq names its product myb/SANT-like DNA-binding domain-containing protein 7. NCBI's taxonomy places the organism in Eukaryota, Metazoa, Chordata, Mammalia, Proboscidea, Elephantidae. The record is from RefSeq and is a predicted model, not a curated record. The transcript has 2 exons. The coding region runs from base 1044 to 2132 and encodes 362 amino acids.
CCUCUCAAAGCUGGCCCUGACCUUCCAAAGCCAGCCCUGAUAUUCAUGAUAUGGAUCCUCUCUUUUCAGGAGAAAUCAGCUGGCUUUUAGGGCUGUGGGUGGUACUAUCUUAACCCAGAAAGCACUCCGGGUCAGCAAGCUAUUUCUGUCAACUAACUGUGCUGUGGGAACCGGUCUGUUCGGUAUCAGCAAAGGGAUUUUCCAACAAAGACGUUUGUUUGGCUCGGAAUGCAAACAGUGCAACCGGUCUGUUGGAGUGCAGCUGUCCCGCCUCCCUUAGCCUGCUUCCUCAUUGGCCAGCCUGCUGGCCUAUCCCCUGUGAGCUGCUCGGGAACCAUAUUGAAGUGGAGGGAAGUAAGCAGAAAGGCUGAGUGUAGCUGAGACAUUUGCAGAGACUUUCUGCACGCUUUGGUGAGGCAGACACAUGGGUGGGCAGAGCCACUUGCUGUGGGUUACUUAGAGGUAGCCACCUGUUUGCUUCAAGAGGGGACAAGAGCAACAGGACCAUAGUUACCUUUCUUCCUGUCAGAUUGGGGUCUCUACAGCUGGCCAAGGAAACACUUGACCAGACAGCCAGUCUUACUCAGUCCUCCGUGGACAGAAGCCAGGAGACAACUCUCGUUCCAUGCCUCCCUGCCACAGGCUCUGUCUUGAUCAAAACAGUGGCAGACCACAAGGACCUAGGACAUUAGCAAGCUCUACUAUCUUGGAGCCUCCACAGCAACAUCUGUUGUACCAGGAGCAGCCCUAACGACCUCCAGCUGCUAAAGGAGCAGUAAAAGCAGCAGGCACAGCAAAUUCUGCAGCAGUAGGGGGCUUCUCUGGGUAUUCUAUUUCAAUAACAUUGCCCCUCCCCUCUUGCCAGCAGCCAUCAACCAAAAACUCUCUGAAACAGGCAGAAAUAGAAUACAGAGCUUUACAUAUUAAGCCUGGCCUAGUGGUGGUCCACCCUGCCCCUCCCAUCACCCAUCAAAGGUCGUAAAAAAAGAAAAUCCUCCAGUCUUACUGCCCCACAGCCUCCUGACUGCUCCAAUAGGAAGACUAUGCGCCAAGAAGGGACCAGUUCUGGACUUCUAACAAUGGCCUCAGCCCUCACACCCCCAGGCCGGGUGCCAGGAGGAUUCCAGGCACCACAGCAGGAUCCAGCUGGGGUGCACUGGGCCCCAGCAGAGAUCCGGCAUCUGCUCACCAUCAUGGAGGAGCCCACCAUCAAGAGGCGUCUGAAAAUGGUUCGUCGCAACACUUCAGUCUAUGAGGAUGUGGCCAGGCGUCUUCAUGAACAUGGGUAUGUCCGACACCCACACCAGUGCCGUACCAAGUUCAAGGCCCUCAAAGUGGCCUACAAGAAGGCCCACAUGGCUGUCCUUCACUCUGGGGCAGCCCCUCAGGGCUGCCCCUUUUAUGAAGAGAUGGGUCGAGUGCUACAGACCAAGGGUAGCACCAGCCCAGACAACUUCAGGGAGCAGACCCAGCCAGGGGAUCUUGACCACCACAACUGGCCAACUGAAAGAAGGGAAGAUGGGCCAGAAGGACACUCUCUACAGCAACUGCAACAGGAGGAGCCAGAACCAGGGAUGGACAUGGAGACAGAGCAUCAGUUUAAGCUGGAAGUGGAAGUGUUAGAGCUGCCCAGUGACCUCAGUCCUGAAAGUCUGACUGGUACUCAGGCUGAAAGGACAACUGAGAUUAGCCCUGCUACCCAAGGGACUGGAGCAGAAGUCCAGAGGAGGCCAGGGUCUCCAGACAGAAACCAGCCUCAGAAGGACACCCGGUCACCAGCCCCAAAGGUUCUAGGUGUGUCUCCAGUGCCCCCUAGAGCACGGGUGGGCCGAGUACGCAGGCUCCAGCCCAGAGCCCGGAACCUUAGGCGCCACCAGCCAGCUACUGCCAUGAUUGCCUCUGAGAUGGCAGAGAACCGGCGCCUGGCCAGCGAAUUGGCCCGAGAAUCAGCUGCCCAGCUGCAGCGCUACCUAGACCAGCACAAUGCCCACAUGGCAGCCCUGGUCCAGGUGGCCCGAGACAGUUACACGCAACGCCAGGAGGUGGUGGCUAUUCUUCAGGACGUUGCUGAUGAUAUCCAUGAGGGAGUGGCCCUCCUAAGGUCAUCUGUAGGCCGCUUGAGCCAGGAAUGAGACCUACAGACCACAGCCUCUGCCAUACCCUACUCUCCCAGAACUUUGGAGAGACUUCUCCAUUGAAACUUGAUUUCCAUUGCUCUUUUCCCUUCAGGAAAUUUUUAAAAAAUAAAUGAAGGAGAAGGGUGGACAACAAGGUGAACAAAAGGCUUCCCUUGCAAUUUUAAUAAAAAGAUCUUGAUGUGAAAGUAGCAGCUAAUGUUUUGGAUUUUUUCUUUGUGUUUCAUUUUGUCUCAACCCAGAAGCAAAGGAUGGACAGACCUCUGGUUCAGGGCUUCUAAUGAUUGUAACCAGGCUUUAGCCAAGAGAGGUCAUGGUGGGAAUCCUGACUUUGCCUUUCAUUAUCCCAAGUCCCAUUGGUUAUCACUUAUCCAUUCAAGAAACAUUUGAGGAUCUACUUUGUACCCAGGCAUGUACUGGGUGCAGAGUAUUCAUUAGUUAUAAAAAUACACAUCAUCACUGCCCUCCUGGAGAUUCAACUUCAGUGAGGAAGACAGUCAUUGACUAAACCCACAAAUCAAUGAUUAGCACUGUAAAGAAAUGAACAGGAAGAGUAACAGUGUGAGAGUAGGCAUUAGAUCUACUUGGUGUGAUUCCGGAAGGCCUCUCUGAUUGUGGCCCAGAUUAGGAACACUGAGGACCUUCCGAAAGUAUCUGUAGGCUUCUCAGAGAAUAUCAUGUUUCUUGAUCCCUUGUCCAAAUGUAUAGUGGCCCUAGAAAUGAGGAUAGUCUCAAAUCCUCAACUAACUCCAUCACAGCCCCUGCUCUGGGCACUGCAGUGAUAAUGCCAACAGUGGUAGUGAGUCUCCUUCUACCAGCAAAAACACUCCAAAGAUAGAACAAGUUCAUCAGCUCCUCAAGCUCCAUGGGGGCAGGCCCUCCACC